GGCGAGGCCAGUGUAGGAAGUGUGUGUAUGUGUGUGUGUCACACCGUGAGAGUGUGUGAGAGCUCGGUGUCCUCUGCUGUGUCCUACAGCCGGCUCUGUCAUCUUACACACACACAUAUAUACACACACUGCUGCAAACACACAACACUCACUACUCCUGAGCCGCACUCGCACUUCCUUCACACAGAAGGGACACGACAAAGCUGCGGGUGACACUCACGCACAUUAUCUACACAGGAACAGGACACACAUAGGCGCUCAUCAUUCUCCCGCAGCUCUAUGUACUAACACAUUAUUCCUUAUUGUACUCACACACUCACAACUCUGGGACCCCCCAGCAGAAUAUGACAACAGGACCCUGACAGGUGUUGUACACAAUGUCUUCCCGUGACAGACGUCCAGAUCUUUGCAUCAAGGCUGAACCAGGGACACCCGAAAGCAUUGGGCGUCGGAGUCCUAGUGGCUCUAGUGAUAGUAGCGGCCAUGGCCCAGACCCUCCAGGACCACGCUGUUGCAGAGAUGAGGAGCAAGAUGAUGUAUCAGGCCGUGGCAAAUAUGUCCUAAACUCUAUUCCCAAACGUCUUUGCCUGGUGUGUGGAGAUGUGGCAUCAGGCUAUCACUAUGGGGUUGCCUCAUGUGAGGCAUGCAAAGCCUUCUUCAAGCGCACCAUCCAAGGCAAUAUCGAGUACAGCUGUCCAGCCAGCAAUGAAUGUGAAAUUACCAAGAGACGUCGAAAGGCCUGUCAAGCUUGCCGCUUCACAAAGUGCCUUCGCGUGGGCAUGCUAAAAGAAGGGGUACGCUUGGACCGUGUCAGAGGAGGACGUCAGAAAUACAAGAGGAGGCCAGAUGGAGAUAUCCUCCAGUACUCGUCUGGUGGGCAGGCUCAGCAAGCCUCUGCAACAGUGGUCAAGAAGCAAACUCCAGUGAAUGCAGUUGUCUCUCACCUGCUGGUUGCAGAACCAGACAAGUUGUUUGCUAUGCCAGACCCAGCACUUCCUGAUGGUGAUUUGAAAUAUAUGAGCACCCUGUGUGACCUUGCUGAUCGUGAAAUUGUCAUCAUCAUUAGCUGGGCAAAGAAUAUCCCAGGAUUCUCCUCCCUUUCCCUCUCGGACCAGAUGAGUCUCUUGCAGAGUGUCUGGAUGGAGGUUUUAUUGCUUGGAGUUGUUUUCCGCUCGCUUCCGUAUGAAGAUGAGGUUGUGUUUGCUGAGGAUUUUGUGCUUGAUGAGGAAUCUUCUCGCUCUGGCCGUCUCACUGAUCUCUGCUCAUGCGUCCUGCACCUUGUCCGAAAAUAUCGCACCCUGCGUGUGGAAAAGGAAGAGUACGUCAUGCUGAAGGCUCUAACCCUCACUAACUCAGAUUCUGUGCACAUUGAGGAUCCAGAUGCAGUUCUGCGGCUCCGCGAUGCCCUGCAAGAAGCUCUCAGCGAAUAUGAAUCAGGUCGUCACCCAGAGGAGCCCUGCAGGGAUGGCAAGCUGCUAUUAACACUCCCACUACUGCGUCAGACAGCUGGCCGUGUCCUCCAGCACUUUCAUGCCCUGCGAGAGGAGGGAGCUGUCCCCAUGCACAAGCUAUUUCUGGAGAUGUUAGAAGCUAUGAUGGACUGAUGUUAAUCAGAAACUUUAUAAGUGUAUAUAAACUCGUCCCCAUAGUCAUAUAGGGAGAGUCUAUAUAACGGUGGUCACAAAAACCAAAACAUGCACUCAAAGAAUAAGGAUGGACUGAGCAGAAGGAGAAAAUCAGGGAAGGUGCCUUAUCACAGUCACUGCCCUGACAAAAGACAGUAAACAAAGAUUUGGGCAGACUUGGUGGAUGUGGCCCCACAGAAUGAAUAGAAUACAGCCAUGAACAGAGUUGGUUGUAUUCAGUAAUAAGCCAUAUAAGAGUGGAUGGAGCUAAAAUAAUAUGGAGGGUAGUUAUUUAAUGCAGCUUAUGUACAUGGCCCUAUAAAUAAUAUAGCUACUAGCCUCCAAACCUUUACCUCCCCCCCUGAAACGAGUGGUAGCACUGCAGAGUAUGGUAUUAUUACUGUAGUUCAGGUACAACAUCCCAACUUAAUGUACAGGCUGUUAGUGUGACUUCAUGCCAGUUUAAAGGAUUUUUUUUAAAGUAUAAGUAUAUUGUUUUCUCCUAAUGAUGAUACUGUAUAUAUAGUGCAUAAAGUACCCCCCUAUUGUAAAAUAUAAGGAUAUUAUAAGUCACAGAGUAGCUCCAUGACCAUAUAAAAGCACAAUGACUAAGACCGAGUGCUUUUAUACAGGUUAUGGAAUGCCGAAGUUACGUCUAAUCCUCGUAUUUUCCAGCAAGGGGUACUUUAUUUAUUAUAAUACACAAGUUUUAGUGAGUCAUGUGACAAAAAUGACAUCACUACUCAUCGUUUAUAACUGAUGACAUCACUAGUCACCGUUUAUAAGGAUAUAAUUUACAAGAUAUUCAUGGCUUUUGUGUAUUAUAUAGUGAAUAAAGUACCCCCUCUUGUAAAAUAUAAGGAUAUUAUAAGUUACCGAGGAGUUUCAUGACCAUAUAAAAACACGAGGCCGAAGGCCGAGUGUUUUUAUACAGGUCAUGGAACUCCGAGGUAACUUAUAAUAUCCUCAUAUUUUACAACUGGGGGUACUUUAUUAAUUAUAAUACACAAAUUUUAGUGAGUCAUGUGACAGAAAUUACAUCACUACUCACCGUUUAUAACUGAUGACAUCACUACUCACCGUUUAUAAGGAUAUAAUUUACAGGAUAUUCAUGGCUUUUGUGUAUUAUAAGGCAAUAUGUGUAAAGUGGUACUUCCUGGACUCCCUGCCCUACUUCAUUGUCCAAUUAUUAUCCUGUGAAAUGCUAACCAUAACCUCUGGUCAUCACUGUACAACAAACAUCAAGAGGAUGUCACUGACUGCACUAUACAACAUGGUUGUAGAACAUUAUGCAAUAUGACCGCUAGAUGUCACUACAUUAAGGUAUAAUCUGUGCAAGCGUUAUACUUCAAUAUGUGCAAAGACCACUAAGUGUCACUCUACACUGGGUCAGAAAGCCAUUGCCAGAGGGUAAAAUCAUUAUAUUAUUAUUUUGUGUAUAGGAUAAAAAAAAAUCAUUAGUAUAAAUUGAAAAUUGAAAUGGGCAAUAAGCAGCUUAAUAAGGAAAAGCUCAUGCCAACAAUUCACUAAAUAAUGUUUUAUUUCCACAGAUGGGCAACAAUGCACCAUUUUUAAGUUUAAAUCGAACAUUGAACAACUUUAUUAUGCUUUUGACUUCUGUGUUACCACUGAAAUUUAUGGAGCCCAAAUGUGUGUUUGUGUAUAAUCAAUUGUCGUAUGCAUUUUAUUUCUAUGAUCAUUUCUGUUCUCUGAAGCCACCAUGAGACCCGCCUGUAUAUAAACCUAUAGAAUAAUGUGGAUAUGUAAUAUACCUCAUUGCUUAUAAAUAUAUUUAGAUCAUUGAUAAGGCCCAAUGGAGCCUGGACUGCAAUAAACAUCAGGGAGAUUUCA
Messenger RNA from Xenopus laevis (African clawed frog), 3476 nucleotides. RefSeq names its product estrogen related receptor alpha L homeolog (gene esrra.L). Gene Ontology annotation, cellular component: nucleus. The record is from RefSeq and is a predicted model, not a curated record. Lineage: Eukaryota; Metazoa; Chordata; Amphibia; Anura; Pipidae. Gene Ontology annotation, molecular function: sequence-specific DNA binding; DNA-binding transcription factor activity; steroid binding. Gene Ontology annotation, biological process: intracellular receptor signaling pathway; DNA-templated transcription; nuclear receptor-mediated steroid hormone signaling pathway. The transcript has 7 exons. The coding region runs from base 378 to 1604 and encodes 408 amino acids.